Crotalus tigris (Tiger rattlesnake) is the source of this 2641-nucleotide messenger RNA. RefSeq lists its product as uncharacterized. The transcript has 7 exons. Lineage: Eukaryota; Metazoa; Chordata; Lepidosauria; Squamata; Viperidae. The record is from RefSeq and is a predicted model, not a curated record. Bases 132 to 2459 code for a protein of 775 amino acids.
UGGUUUGGGGCAGGUCCAUAUAGAAGGGAAGGUUCAGUCAGGAACGUUUAGAAGCGCAUGAGAAGCAGUGACAGACAGCUGGCCACAUCCAGGGAACAGGAUACAAAGAGGGAAGCUAGAGGCAUCACAGGAUGGCUAAGAACCUGUUAAUGGUAUUGCUACUCAACCUCCUCGGCCAAGUGUUUUGCCUGCAGUGUAAUACAUGCCAUGGAGAAUACAAUUGUGUUGGAGAAAGCAUGGCCUGUGAAGGUUCCUCGGCCAGCUGCACAACAUCAGUCCGAAAGGCCCAUGUCUCUUUUCUGGAAUUCCAGACCGUGAGGAAAGGCUGCGCUCGGCAGCUCUAUCCAUUUGAUUCUUUUUUCCUGACUUCACAUCUCGUGACUCUGUCGUACCAAGCAAACUUUUGUUCGGAGGAUGGCUGUAACAACGAGACCUCUUUUGUCUCUUUUCCUGCCCCAACCAAUCACAUGCGCUGCCAUACCUGUACCUCCCAAGGAGCCUGGUGUCCUGAAGCUUCUCGCACUCAGAUCAGCUGUGUUGGGCAACAGGACCAAUGUGUGGAUCUUGACAUCACUGGGAAGUUGGGUCCAUAUUCCAAUCUCAAGCUGAAAGGCUGCACCAAUCUCCCCCGGUGUGAGGAGACCUUGAGCUUUCACUCUGGAAGCCGGACCAUCCACGCCAGCUGCUGUAAUACUCCAUUUUGCAACACCUUCACUCCAGACUUGCACCUGGAAAGUCAGCCAAAAAAUGGAUUGGAGUGCUAUAGCUGUGUGGAUGGGCAGGACUCCAAUGUCGGAUGCUCCAGGAAGACCAUCUCCAAGGUGAAGUGCACGGGUGUUCGUAACAUGUGCCUGGAAGGGAUUGGCAAGAACCGUAAAGCUGGAAAAGAGGUGAGCUUGGUGACUUUCAAAGGCUGUGCUUCCCCUGCCAUGUGCCAGAGUUCUCUCUUGGAAUUGGUGCAAGAACUGGAAGAUGCUGACAUCAUCUGUUGCCAAGGGAAUCUCUGCAACAAUCGCAUUGUAGAUGGUGUGGUCACAGAACCCAAAGUCCCUGCCGACAGCCCCGAAAACAUGGAGGAUGUAGAAUGUCCCGUGUUCAACCUCACGCCGGCUGAGCUCAUUCCCAAAUCUGAUUGUUUCUAUUCAGACGAGAUGGAAGAUGGUAACAUGGUGGUGAACCCUCCUAACAGUGAGGUCCCAUCUCCCAGAAACCACACUGAUAAGGAGACCAUCUACAUGGCGGAUGAAAAGAAAGUUAGUGAGAAUUUUGUCAAUGAGAGCAAUGCCCGGCCAUCAUCCCCUCAUGACCACAUCUUAGUAGGUGGAAAAACAUUUGAGGAGAGUGUUUCUGGAAAUUCUUCUGAAAGCAGUGAAUCAUCUUCCUCUACAGGUGGUUCGCAGCCCGAACAUGGUUCUUCAGGCAGUUCCUCAGCUACAACAAACCUGGAGACCCGCAAUUCAACUUCUUAUGAUAGUCAUGGAAGUGUUGCUCUACUGAUACCUUUCAUUGUUCCCAACAGAGACAGGACUACCUCUCCUCCCACUUCCUCCCCCAUCACGACAAGUCCCUCCAAAGAGGUUUUGACAGCUGAUAGUAAUGAUAAGGACGUCGCAAGUGAUAAAUGUGAGACAGAAGGGGAGUGCCUUGCCACUGGGGGACACUUCAUAGCCACCAAGGAGAAGGAUCGUGAAAGUUCUCCUUCCAGGCACCCUCCUUAUGGAAGUGGAAAUCCAGUAAACAUCUCCAGCUCUGCUGAAGACACUCCCAGUGCUGGUAACUUUCUCAGAGAAGGAAGCAAUCAGGAAUCAGGAUCCUAUUCCUCCUCCACUGAAAACACACACAACGUUUCUGUUUUAGCUGUAGAGGAGCAUGGACUUCCUCAUUCUCCUGCCACUAAUGCCUCAGAAAGCACCAACAUAGAGCAUGGCCAUGGGUCAACUGGAGGUGAAAGCUUCAUUGUUGAUAAUAGUAUUCCUGUAUCAACCCCUGCCAGCCGUAAUGCCACUUCAGAUGGUCUGGCCAGCCAUGUUCUUCCCAUACUUCCGAUCGAUAACAGCUCUUUCAUCGUAGAAGACAAGACCAAAGCAAAUGCUUCUUCAGCAGCAAAUACCAACCUGUUUGCUAAUAAUACUAAUAUUCAAACAUAUCUCAACACCAACAUGUCCAAAUCCACCACCAAUCUCGGAAUGGGCCUGGUUGCAGCACUUAGUACCUCCCAUCCCAAAACCAAGACUCCGUGCAAGCACCCAGAGUGUCAAAACCCACCUAAAGUGAACCUGAUGGCUUCAUCUGGAGCAGAAGAAGAAGCUACAAGGAAUGCUAGCAGCUCACUCCUCACUGAUCCUAAAAGGCCAGAGCGCAACACAGGAGGAAAAGAAAGACCUGGUAGUGGAGCUCUCAGCCUCACCUUUCAUUUUGGUUUCUUCUCCCUCAUUCUUGUGUUAGCUGCCCUUAUUUAGUUUGUUGAGAUAGGGAGGGGAAGUAUGUUUGCUGAAUGGUGACCCAGGUGUCUGGAUUUUAUCCCAACCUGCUUCCAAAAGAAAGAAAGAAAGAAAGAAAGAAAGAAAGAAAGAAAGAAAGAAAGAAAGAAAGAAAGAAAGAAAGAAAGAAAGAAAGAAAGAAAGAAAGAAAGAAAGAAAGA